Cucurbita pepo subsp. pepo (vegetable marrow) is the source of this 1079-nucleotide messenger RNA. The record is from RefSeq and is a predicted model, not a curated record. NCBI's taxonomy places the organism in Eukaryota, Viridiplantae, Streptophyta, Magnoliopsida, Cucurbitales, Cucurbitaceae.
UCUCUCUCUUUCCUUCCCAAUUUCUGAAGAACCGGAAGAACAAUAAGCUCUAAUGGCCAAUCGAAGUGUGAGAAAAAUGAAUGCCAGACUUCGACCCGACAUUCAAUUCCAGAUACAGAAACCGUCAAUUCAUGAUCAACAGGAGAAUAAGAAAUCAGGAAGGAGCAUAGAGAUGGGAGAUGAAAACGGUGGAAUUAUGAACAAUAGACGAAGAUUAAACAGAGAAAAGAAAAUGGCAUUGCUACAAGAUGUUGAUAAGCUGAAGAAGAAGCUGAGGCAUGAGGAGAAUGUUCACAGAGCUUUGAAGAGAGCUUUCACUAGACCUUUAGGAGCCUUGCCUCGUCUUCCUCCUUAUCUCCCUCCAUCUACACUUGAGCUUCUAGCUGAAGUAGCUGUUCUUGAAGAGGAAGUUGUCUGGCUUACAGAACGAGUUGUGAAUUUUCAACAAAAUCUUUAUGAAGAAGCUGCCUAUGUUUCCUCACAGCGGAAUGUCAAAAAUUUUGUCAAUACCUCUGAUCAAACAAGGAAUGCCAAGCAAACCUCUUGGAAAUCCAAUUCACCUUCAAAGGAAAACCAGUUGGCUUCUUGUUAUGUGAAAGAUAAACCUUCCCCAGAAAAGAAAGCCACAAAAAUUAUCAGCCCAUCCAAAAAGACAAAGAUGCCAACUGAACAUGAACUUGCAGAGAAGAGCUUAGAAAUUUUGAAGUUGCAGCUUGGGUCCAGAUUAAUGGAUCAUGAAAGAGCACAAGAGAGUUCUUGUGGUGCAUCAGAUAAUGUAGAAUCUAAGACAUCAGCUAACGAAAUUUCUGAGGAUAUUGUGAAGUGUUUGUGUUCCAUUUUUGUUCAAGAGGGCACUCCGAGAGACAAAUGUAUCAAAGGAAAUGAUAUUGUUUCCAGUCGAUGUCUCUUUACGGUCAAAGCGAACCCGAUUUAUCUCAACAAAAUGGUUAACACAGUUCCCCUAAUUCACAGGCUAAAGUAUGCUGAUUUUCUUUGUAAGUUGGGGAUUAAGCAUAUUAUUUUCCUUUGAAUUUAUUCUUGUUUAGUAAUGAUGUUUAGAUACCUACUUGGAAAGCUUG